Molecule: messenger RNA, 630 nt
Organism: Akanthomyces muscarius
Lineage: Eukaryota; Fungi; Ascomycota; Sordariomycetes; Hypocreales; Cordycipitaceae
Exons: 3
Coding region: 1-630 (209 amino acids)
Source: RefSeq, a predicted model, not a curated record
AUGCCUAACACCGGUGCUCUAACGACAUACGUCCAGCAGUUUCACGCGCUGCACGCGCUCUGGGAAGAGGCACGAAAUACACUGGAUCUGCUUUUCCUGCCGGCAGACACAGAGGGAAACAGGAAAAUCGACACACCAAAGCUUGGACGCGAUUGGGUCGUCGAGAUGCCGCGCAGGGCCCAGCUUCUCAUGCUGCGCUACGCUGUCCCAACAGGUCAUCUUAUCCGGCUGUCCCCCGUUGUGGUUGAGCUUCUUGCCUUUUGCGGUGACCUUCGCCUCGUGUGGAUGAUGGCGCUGCGCCAGGAUCCGUUCCUGAUUGACGAGGCGUGGGACGCCGCCGAGCGCCUGGAGAGGCACCGGGGCGCGUGCCUCACCCAGCUGCACGCGAACGCUGAACACCGAGGUAAGAUACUCUGCGCAACAGCGACGACAUUCAAGGAGAGGCGCAAGGAUGCCCAGGACGCGCUGGACGCGCUCAGCGCAGUCGGCGAGAGCAUCACCGCUGCGAAGGCGCGCAACGAGGAGCAGCUCCGGGAGCUGAAGGCUGCCGAGGCAGCGAGCCGAGAGGCGCUGAAAUCGUUGCAGGAGUGCAACAAGAGGCUUGCAGAGGCACAGCAAGGACGUCCGUAG